GGAAUGGGCUGAGAACUGCUUUUGCUUUCUCCACAGACAGGCAUACUCUCUUCUGACUUGGCCAUCACUGAGCUGCAGAGUGAAGAGGGAAAUCCUCGCAGCCUCUGCCACCACCAUGUGUUAUGGAAAAUGUGCACGGUGCAUCGGACAUUCUCUGGUGUGGCUGGCCAUCCUCUGCAUUGUAGCUAAUAUUUUGCUUUACUUUCCAAAUGGGGAAACAAAAUAUGCCUCCGAAAACCAUCUCAGCCGCUUCGUGUGGUUCUUUUCUGGCAUCGUAGGAGGGGGCUUGUUGAUGUUCCUGCCGGCAUUCGUAUUCAUUGGGUUGGAGCAGGACGACUGUUGUGGCUGCUGUGGCCACGAAAACUGUGGCAAGAGAUGCGCGAUGCUUUCUUCCGUCCUGGCGGCCCUCAUUGGGAUUGCAGGAUCUGGCUACUGCGUCAUCGUGGCAGCCCUGGGCUUAGCCGAAGGGCCAGUAUGUCGUGAUUCUCUUGGCCAGUGGAACUACACCUUUGCCAACACCGACGGACAGUACCUUCUGGAUACCUCCACAUGGUCCCAGUGCAUGGAACCCAAGCAUAUUGUAGAAUGGAACGUCUCUCUGUUUUCCAUCCUCUUGGCCCUGGGUGGAAUUGAAUUCAUCUUAUGUCUCAUUCAAGUAAUAAAUGGUGUGAUGGGAGGCAUAUGUGGCUAUUGCUGCUCUCGCCAACAGCGAUACGACUGCUAAACGAACCACCCCACAACAGAACCACGAUCUUCCUUUAUUUCAUUCCUUGCAGAUGCCACCACUCGGAGCCCCCUGAGCCUCCCAGCCACAGUCAACUCCACCGAGUUCUUCAACAUUGCUAUGGAUGGCAAGCUCUUGGGUCAAAUCUCCAUCGAGCUGUUUGCAGACAAAGUUCCCAAGAUAGUAGAAAACUUUCAUGCUCUGAGCACUGGGGAGAAAGGAUUUGGUUAUAAAUUUUCCUGCUGUCACAGGAUUAUUCCAGGAUUUAUGUGCCAGGUGACUUGACUUCAUAAUCCAUAAUGGCAAGUCCAUCUGUGGGGAGAAAUGUGAUGAUGAGAAUUUCAUUCUGGAUCACACAGGUCUUGGUAUCUUGUCCAUGACAAAUGCUGGACCCAACAAAAACAGUUCUCAAUUUUUCAUCUGCACUGCCACACCUGAGUGAUUGGGUGGUCGGCAUGUGGUUUUUGGCAAAGUGAGAGAGAGCAUGAAUAUUUGGAAGUAUAGACUGCUUUGGGUCCAGCAAUGGCAACACAGCAAGAAGAUCACCAGUGUUGAUUGUGGACAAAUCUAAUAAUUUGGCUUGUGUUUUAUCUUAACUACCAGCCCAUUCCUUCUGUAGCUCAGGAGGGUAUCCCUUCACCCCCAUCGACUAGAAAUAUCCUAUAAUCUUUGUGCUUUCACUGCAGUUCUAUGGGUUCCAUAUUUUCCUUAUUCCCCUCCAAGUGUAGCUUGAUUGCAAAGUUAAAUUUAUGAUUAUGAAAUAAAACCUAAACAAAUAAACAAAAAGAUGUUCAGUUCCAGGGAUAAUUUUGGGAGUAGUAUUUAUACCAAGAAAAAUAACAAGAGCCUAAAUGUCCAACAAGGAACUGGUUUGGUAAAAUGUCAGCACAAUAAAAUUUUAUUUAUAUUUAUAUUUAUAUUUAUUAUAUAUAUGCACUAAAAAGUAAUUUUGGUUAGAUUCUGGGUGAUUUUUGUCUUGAUUCAUUUUGCCUAUCUAUACCUACUAAAGUUUUUACAAUAAACACAUAUUACAUUUGGAAAGCAAAAAUGAGAAAACAAAUAUUCAUUCCUGAAAUCAUUCAGGGAGUCAUCCACAGUCUUUGAAGGAAAAUCCCCAAGUAUAUGAGAAAACCAUUGUUCCUUUCGGUGGACAGAGGAGUCAUUCUUCAGUGAACUCUGGAGAAUAAUUGUGCAGGAAAUUAGCUGAAGGGCUGGGCCAGGUGAGACAGGCAGUAACCACAGGCUAAAAAUAUUGUGGGGAGGCUAUAAUUCCCACUCUGUGUUUGGGAAAUGUAAGUACGUGGUGUCUACUUAGUCUAGCUACCAAAUAAGAUUUUUAUAAAUAUCAGUUACAUAUCUGUUUUUCCAUUCUUAAAAAUGAAAGCAAUGAAAUGCUUUUACUUUGAUAAUUGGCCUUUUAUCAGGGCUUUUUGUAGCAUAGCUUGAAUUUUCCUCAUUUUCCUCUUCUGAGAUGAGAGGGAUGGUCAACAAUGGGGUUAUAGGACAUGGUCCAGCCUGUUUUGUGGAGAUGAUUCACAGCACAUUAUGUAGAGAAAUUGUCACUCACCCCAGGCUAGUAAAAAUGGUCCUUCCUCCCCUUUUAACACAAAAUAAUUUUUGUGUUUGUUCAUCUUUGUCAAUUUAGAUACUUUUUAAAAAAGUGGGCCAGGUUGGGAUCUCACAGAAUACUUAACUCCCUAUUGUUUAAUCCCUUGGCUAAAGUAGAUGUUCUAAAACUACACUCAGUUCUGUCAAUAAUCUCUGACACCUAGGUUAAGUUUUUAACUUUUUAAACUUUUAUUGAAAUGUAAAUUUUUUACAUGUAGUAAAAUGCACACAAAAAUGUGUAGCUCAGUGAAUUUUUUUAAAUUUCAAUUUAUUUUUGAGAGAGACAGAGAGAGCAUGAAGGGGGGGAGUGACAGAGAGAGAGGGAGACACAGAAUCCAAAGUAGGCUCCAGGCUCUGAGCUGUCAGCACAGAGCCCAACUUGGGGCUUGAACUCAUGAACCCCAAGAUCAUGACUUGAGCUGAAGCCAGAUGCUUAGCAGACUGAGCCACCCAGGUGCCCCUACCUCAGUGAAUUUUUACAUAUGUUUAUACACAUGUAACCACCAUCUAGAUCAAGAUGUAGGACUCCCAGCACUCAGACAACUCUCUUGUGUCCUCUCUGAGACAGUAUGUACCUACCAUCACCACACACACUCAGAGUAACUACAGUUCCGAUUUCUAUCACCAUAGAUUAGUUCUGUCUGUGCUUGAACUUUAUAGAAAUUGAAUAAUAAAGCAUGCUUUCCUUGUG
Molecule: messenger RNA, 3023 nt
Organism: Neofelis nebulosa (Clouded leopard)
Lineage: Eukaryota; Metazoa; Chordata; Mammalia; Carnivora; Felidae
Gene: TM4SF1
Product: transmembrane 4 L six family member 1
Exons: 6
Coding region: 116-724 (202 amino acids)
Cellular component (GO): membrane
Source: RefSeq, a predicted model, not a curated record